GUUUGCCCAGCCGGAGGGUCCAUCGCUGUUAGAAAACAUAUACGUACAAUGCGUGACGUUCCUGAGGAGUUAUCGACGCUCAUUUCAGAUCUAGAAACUUUCCUCUGUGAUGGCUUGAAAGGGGAAAAUUUGAGCAAGAGGGCAAAAGAAAGGAGGGAAGCCAUCAUCAAACGGAUCAAAGAGGUCAAGUCGAGUUACCCACAUGACUUCAAGGACAAAAUAGGUGGCGACGACUCAGAUGAUGAGGACGAAUUUGACAGCAACAAUGAAGGAGGGUCGCUGCAGUCAGAGCGCACAGACAAGGAUGAAGAUGCUUCUGAAUGUGCCCAGCAGUCUCCACCUGUGGCAGCUCAGGACCUGACGUCUGUCUUUAAGGCAGGAUACCUUGAGAAACGCAGGAAGGAUCACAGCUUUUUUGGCACAGAGUGGCAAAAGAGAUGGUGCGCUCUGAGCCAUCAAAUCUUCUACUAUUACGGCAGUGAGAAAGACAAGCAGCAGAAGGGUGAGUUCAGUGUUGCUGGGUACAAUGUCAAAAUGAACAACACCUUACGGAAAGACUCUAAGAAAGACUGCUGCUUUGAGAUUUCGGCUCCAGACAAGCGAAUCUAUCAGUUUUGUGCGUCAUCGCAGAAAGAGGCGGAUGAAUGGGUGAAAGAGAUAGACUUUGUUUUGAGAGAUAUGUCAGGCUGCAUCCCAGAAGAAGAGGACGACGAUCAGGAAACAUAUGAUGAUGUUGGACCUAUGCCGGAGCCAAUUGAUGAAGACAUCUAUGAAGAGCUUCCAGAGGACGACUUGCCCACUCCAGCAAUUCCCAUUCCAGUAAAGCCCACUUUAGCAAAGCCCACUCCAGCAAAGCCUCCUCCAAAGAUGGAGCCAUCAAGCAAGCCUGCUUCUACUGCCACAGUUGACAAGAGCACAGACUACCAGAACUUCUAUCAGGGUUUAUGGGACUGUGCAGGGGACCACCAGGAUGAGCUGUCCUUCAAACGUGGAGACGCCAUCUACAUCCUGAGCAAGGAGUACCAGAACUUUGGCUGGUGGAUUGGAGAGAAGGAUGGGAAUAUAGGAAUCGUCCCCAAAGAAUACCUGAUGGAGCUCUAUGCUAUAUAAAUACAGCCCUGAACAUUUCCUUCUUGUCCGCUGUUUAAGAGUGAUGAUGGAUACAUUUGUGUAUGACUUGAAAAUAGUUUUCUCUUGUAGCAACUAUUUGCACUGCUUGUUUUGUAUUUAUUUUCUAUCCAAGUUAAAUUUCCACCAUUCCAUGCUCUGCUUGUGGCAAAUUUGGUAUUUUCAACUGGCAAGAUGA
Messenger RNA from Scomber scombrus (Atlantic mackerel), 1306 nucleotides. RefSeq names its product src kinase associated phosphoprotein 2 (gene skap2). Bases 49 to 1110 code for a protein of 353 amino acids. The transcript is spliced from 13 exons. NCBI's taxonomy places the organism in Eukaryota, Metazoa, Chordata, Actinopteri, Scombriformes, Scombridae. The record is from RefSeq and is a predicted model, not a curated record. Gene Ontology annotation, cellular component: cytoplasm; plasma membrane. Gene Ontology annotation, molecular function: protein binding.